AUGAAUGGUGGACACCACAAAUACGAGCGUAACAACCUUGAGCAUGAAGGGAUGUGCAAGCUCGAAGAGAGUGAGAGGAGAAUGGGCAAGAAGGAAGCAGACAAAGAGGCAGAGGCGGUGGAGGGUCACGAGAACGGUGGACAGGACCACGAGGGCAUGCAAGCAAGACAAUGGCAAUGGCGGUGCAAGCGCGUGCACCCACCGUCCUCGUGCAGGCCCUCAGCCAGAGCCUGUUCUCUGGAGGACAGCGAACAAGCACCAGCGGCGGGGCAGAAUGGGGAUGAGCACGACACACGACACAACGCAAGGCAACGGAGACACCAACUCAUCGAGGGUGACCACAAACGAUGGCUAGGUGAUGACGAGGAUGAGGAUGCGAGAUGGCAACCUCGACCUCAACCAUGGACACCUACCUACCCCGGCUGUCUACCCGACCGCACACGUCGACACCAUCUGCCCCACCCGGAACCCCAGCUCUUGCCACCCCUAUACCCACCCCCAGUCAAAGGACACCAGCGACAAGGCAGACAAGAGAUCAGCAAGGAUGGGCCGAAUACGAGCACAACAGCACGCCAACAAGGAGACGAUGACUGCGAGGAUGACCGUGAUGGGUUUACUCGGGCAAAGAAGACAGCCCAGCAAAGUCCGCAGGACAGUGACAGCUGCGAGAACAGCAAGAGGAGCAGCAGCACGACCGUGACCGGCACCAUGACGAAGGCGAGAGGCCGCGAGGACGGAGAACAGCAAGCUCGAGAGAGGGCAUUCCCCCUCAGGGCGAUCAUCUGCAUUCGUCGAGUCAACAAGAAACAAAAUUUCAAUCUCUCUCGCAUUCACCACGUCGCCAUGAAAUACUUUUCAACAAGAGGAGGAGACCAAAGACUGUCAUUCGAAGAGACUGUCCUCACUGGUCUCGCCCCUAAUGGCGGUCUCUAUAUUCCAGAACGUAUUCCGUCGCUGCCCGAGGGCUGGAGAACGAAGUGGAGGGACUACUCCUUCGCUGAGCUCUCCGUUGCAGUGUUGUCCCUCUUCAUCUCGCCGAACGAGAUCUCGACAGAGGAGCUCAGGUCAUUGGUUGAAAAGUCAUAUGCGACUUUCAGACAUCCGGAUGUUACACCGACCAAAAAGCUGAACAACAAGUUGUUUGUUCUGGAGCUAUUCCAUGGGCCAACAUUUGCGUUCAAGGAUGUAGCGCUACAACUACUCGGGAACUUGUUCGAGUUCUUUUUGCUCAGACGGAAUGCCAGGAAGGCAGUCGGGGAGAAGCAGGAGAAAUUGACCGUUGUUGGCGCAACGAGUGGUGAUACGGGCAGUGCCGCUAUCUAUGGUCUCCGAAAUAAAGCCAACAUCUCCAUCUUCAUUCUCCACCCCAAAGGACGGGUUUCACCUAUCCAAGAAGCUCAGAUGACCACCGUCACAGACGCCAAUGUGCACAAUGUUGCCGUUAAAGGGACAUUCGACGACUGCCAGGAUAUAGUCAAAGCCCUCUUCGCUGACAAGGAAUUUAAUGCAAAGCACCGCCUAGGCGCCGUCAACUCCAUCAACUGGGCACGUAUCCUCGCACAGACUGUAUACUACUUUCUCUCGUUCUUCCACUUCCAAUCCCAACUCCCAGCUAGCACGUCCCCCGACGACGUCGAGAUCCAGUACGUCGUGCCAACAGGAAACUUCGGCGACAUCCUUGCCGGAUACUACGCCAAGAAACUGGGGUUGCCCAUAGGAAAGUUGGUUGUUUCCACAAACUCGAACGACAUCCUCGCCCGGUUCUGGAAGAGUGGAAAAUACGAGAAGGCUGAUUCGUCGGUGCCUGUAGCUGAGGGCGCCGCUGCAUCGGCUCAAGGAUCAUCGGACGGCAAACAGGCGACCGAUUCGAGUGGGGUGAAGGAGACGCUGAGCCCGGCAAUGGAUAUCUUGGUCUCGAGUAACUUCGAGCGGCUGCUGUGGUAUCUUGCGUAUGAGAACGCUCCUGGCGCGACGGGCGCAGAGAAACAUGAGGCUGCGUGCAGCACGUUGGACAGUUGGAUGGGCCAUAUGAAGGCGAAUGGUCGUGUUGAGGUUCCUGUGGAAGUUUUGGAGACGGCCAGAAAAGACUUCGUCGCUGAGAGGGUAUCAGAUGAGCUGACCCUAGAAACUAUUAAAUCGUACUUCGAGGGAGAGCCGUCGUACGUCGCAGACCCUCACACGGCGGUCGGACUUGCUGCAGCUCGUAUAACUGCGCUGUCGAACGCGCCUAACGUACAUCAAAUCGUGCUCUCGACAGCCCAUCCCGCCAAAUUUUCAGAAGCCGUCUCGUGUGCACUUCAAGGAUUGCCUAGUUUCGACUUCGACCGCGAUGUGCUUCCUGAAGAAUUCCAGGGCUUGCUCGAGAAAGAAAAGCGAGUGAUAGAUGUGGAAAAGGCCGAUAUUACCCUAGUUAAAAAUGUUAUAGAGAGCGUUGUACCGAAGGAGGUUGGAGGUGGUGCUGGCGCUAGCACUGGUGGCGUGUAG
Molecule: messenger RNA, 2484 nt
Organism: Cyclocybe aegerita
Lineage: Eukaryota; Fungi; Basidiomycota; Agaricomycetes; Agaricales; Hemipholiotaceae
Source: the annotation of a GenBank genome assembly